AUGAAUAAUACUAGGUAUCCACCUGAAGGCCACGUAAAGCUUAACGUUGAUGGAUCUUCCAAAAGUGACAACUCGACAUCGUGUGGAGUUGUGCGUGAUAGUGAAGGGGCAUUUCUAGCAGGAUUCUACCUCACCAAAAAGAAUCCACAAAAUUCCCACCUCUUGGAGAUUAAAGCCUUUCGACAAGGAAUUACGAUGGUGGGCGAAUUGGUAAAGCUUGAUCGAGAAGAAUGUGCUAGAUUCGGUAAGGUUCUGCUGUUUGGGGAUGCUCUUAGAACAAUAAGAUCAUUGAUCAAAGAAAAUGUGUCAAGGAGACAAAAGUCUACCACAGGCCCAUUGUCCACUGAAACCUUCCAGCUGAUGGAAGAUAUGACAGAAGAGUUGUGCUUCGAAUUCGAUUUGCAAUUUAGACACGAUCGUGAAAAUAGGGUAGCUGAUCAGAUGUGCAAAGAUGCACAUCUAUUUCCGGAUGGGCACAAGUUUGUGGACAGGGAGGAUGAAUUAUCCGUCAAGUGCAGGCGACUUAUGAAAGAAGAUAACCUUGAGCCGCAGUCUACUAUUGCCAUAUAUUUCGUUGGUGGAUACAAAAGAGGAGAAAACGCAGCAACAGAAGGAGAAGCAGGCUAA
Messenger RNA from Oldenlandia corymbosa var. corymbosa, 627 nucleotides. Lineage: Eukaryota; Viridiplantae; Streptophyta; Magnoliopsida; Gentianales; Rubiaceae. The record is from the annotation of a GenBank genome assembly.